ACCAUGGCAUCAAUACCAGGAGCUAUCAGAGUCCUUACAGCAGUCCUUCUACUGGCCAGAGGAUCCCUCUCACAGCUGAAUGUGUGUGGUCAGGCUCCUCUUAACACACGUAACACUCGCAUUGUGGGCGGAGAAAACGCACCGGAGGGGGCGUGGCCAUGGCAGGUCAGUCUGCACAGCGGAGGCCACUUCUGCGGAGGGUCCCUCAUCAACAGCGGCUGGGUUCUGACCGCCGCCCACUGCUUUCCCAGCACCAACCCCUCCGGCCUGGUCGUCUACCUCGGACGGCAGACUCAGGAGGGCAGCAACGCCAACGAGGUCUCCAGGACCGUCAGUCAGAUCAUCAGACAUCCUGAUUACGACGACCAAACCAGCGAUAACGACAUCGCCCUCCUCCAGCUGUCCUCCUCCGUCACCUUCACUGACUUCAUCCGCCCCGUCUGCCUUGCAGCAGCCGGCAGCACCUUCAACAGGGGCACUGACAGCUUUGUGACAGGCUGGGGCACGAUUAGAUCAGGGGUGCCCCUCCCCUCACCCCAGACGCUACAGGAAGUGGAGGUGCCCUAUGUGGGAAACAGGAACUGCUUCUGCAAGUACAGCGUGCGGGACAUCGGCAUCACUGACAACAUGAUCUGUUCCGGGACGGACGAAGGUGGCAAGGACUCCUGUCAGGGAGACUCAGGUGGUCCAUUGGUGAGUAAGCAGGGCUCUGUGUGGGUCCAGUCCGGCGUGGUGAGUUUCGGUAUCGGCUGUGCUCUGGCGGAGUUCCCGGGGGUGUAUGCGCGCGUGUCAGAGUACCAGAGCUGGAUCAACUCCCAGAUCACCAGCAACCAGCCGGGAUUCGUCACCUUCACCUCCAGUGGGACCGACUCGGACCUGAGUGCCACCUGUGCUGGUCUGCCACCCGUCACCACCACCACAACCACCACCACCACCACCACCAUACCCACAACUACCACACCACCGGUGGUGUGUGGACAGGCGGCUCUGAACUCGCGUCUGAUUGGUGGGUCAGAUGUGGCGGCGGGGUUGUGGCCCUGGAUGGCGAGUCUGCACAGUAAUGAAAGCGGGGCGCACGUGUGUGGAGGAACUCUGGUCGGGGAGGACCUCGUGCUCACAUCAGCCAACUGCUUCUCUAGUUCCCCUGUAGCCUCCAAUUGGACGGUGUUUCUGGGCCGCCAGAGCCAGAAUGGCUCCAACCCCAAUGAGGUGUCAGUGGGCGUGGCAAACAUCACGCUGAGCAGCCUAUCAGGCGAUAACGUAGCCAUGCUGACGCUGUCCAGUAAGCCCGCCCUCUCCAACUUCAUCCAGCCAAUCUGCCUGGAGCAGGGCGGGGCCACUAUCGCCACGGGAACCACCUGCUGGGUUGCAGGCUGGGGCAACACCACAGGUGAACAGCCUCUUCAGGAGGUGCAGACAUCAGUGGUUGCCUGUGGCAACGCAUCCUCCUCUACUGAUGACAUCUGCACCAACACUGUUCAGUUACAACAGGGUGAUAUGGGCGGUCCUCUCAUGUGUAAACAGGGGAGUUCAUGGCUCCAGCUCUCGGUGCUCACCGUCACCUCAAACUCCUCCUCCUCCUCAUCUAACUCCUCCUCCUCAUCAAACUCCACCUCCAGAGCCCUGGACCAAUCAGAUCGCGCCACCCCACAGGUCUUUACUCGAACGUCUCACUUCAGCAGCUUCCUGUCCAGUUUCUCCUUCCCGUCAACUGCCACGGCCUCCAGCAGGGGGCAGCACUCGUGCAUGGCCCUCCCCCUCCUCUCCCUCCUCCUCCUCACACUCACCCCUCUGCUGGCCUCCCAGCAUUAGCCCUCAGGUCAAAGGUCACGACUACCCACAAUCCACUGCUGCACCUACACCACCUGGUUUAAAACAACAACAACAGCAAUAACAACAACAACAGCAACAACAACAACAACAAUAACAACAGCAACAUCAACAACAGCAGCAACAACAACAACAACAGCAACAUCAACAACAACAACAACAACAACAACAACAACAACAACAGCACUGUGGCUUAGUUGUGGGUCUUUGUCUUGUCAUAACGCCCUCUUCUGUGUGAGGACAGAACACUGUAGUCGAUAAUUGAUUCUUGUAUUGAUGCCUUAAACUGCGUCGUUUAAUACUUCUCCUUUCAGCUCUUUUUCUUCUGUCGUUGCUCAGCUGCUUGAAGGUGAAGUGUCGUCCCACUGAUAAGAGGUCAAAGGUUGUGCCCUAAGGGGGGGGGGGGGGGGGGAGAUCAGACACCGUUACUUGCACUUGAUGGACACACUUCUGCACAACUGCACAACCACACAACUGCAGUCUGGAACCAUCAGCCAUCUCGAACAUGAGGAACCAGCAGACCCAACUGCAGUCUGGAACCAUCAGCCAUCUCUAACAUGAGGAACCAGCAGACCCAACUGCAGUCUGGAACCAUCAGCCAUCUCUAACAUGAGGGACCAGCAGACCCAACUGCAGUCUGGAACCAUCUCUAACAUGAAGAACCAGCAGACCCAAUUGCAGUCUGGAACCAUCAGCCAUCUCUAACAUGAGGAACCAGCAGACCCAACUGCAGUCUGGAACCAGCAGCAUCCAAAUCCCACCAAAGAGCAUUUACAUUUGAACACGACACAUGCAGGCCAUGCACUCUCAGGGAUCAACGUUGUGAAUCAAGCGCUGGCAGCUCAUUGGAGUAACUGGACAUGAGUUCUGGAAGGGACUGUCCCUCUGCACUGGAAGGGACCACAUGUCCUUUGAUUUGAUGUCUGCACUUUAGGCGGGGAUCACACUAGCCAGCGGCAAUCGGCAGGUUUCCUAUUGUUCUCUAUGGUUCGGCAGCGGAACAGUGACAACGCUGGCGUAACGCUAGCAUUGAGCAAACUGGGAGUUGGACUUGGUUCAACUUUGAAGCGCAACGCUCGGCACAUCACAAUCAGUUUUAGAAUGUUUAGGUAUUUUGACCAAUAAGAUUCGUCUAACAACGUAGCAGCAAAUAUUGAACUUAGCAACGAGAUAGAAUGUUUUGGAUGUAUUAUUAUGGUCUGAGCGUUGCGUUACGCUUGCCGCUGGCUAAUGUGAUCCCCGCCUUAAACUAAUAGUUGUUAUUCAUAGCAAUGAAAACGUUCAAAUGUAUGUAGCGGUUAGUUUUAGAUGAAAAGGCCAUUGUUGUCUGUGCUGUUGACUGUGAUUGUGAUGUUCUUUGUAAGUGAGGUGGCCAUUUCCAAUACUUGAAGCACAACGAUGUCUCUCUUCUGAAGCACAGGACUGCAUGCUGAGGUCCACCAUGUGCUGCUGGAUUACGGAGCAAUUCUAAUCUCUAAUGGGAUAUGACAAUGGUUUUGAGUUUCUGUUGAAUAUACAGUAUAUCAUGAUCUCUAAUGGUAUGGGGUAAUAAAAGGUAAUGGUUUUAUGUCUUUUUAUAGCAAUUAAAAAUUGUACUGGUG
Sardina pilchardus (European sardine) is the source of this 3431-nucleotide messenger RNA. Its product is annotated as prostasin-like. The transcript has 10 exons. Gene Ontology annotation, biological process: proteolysis. The coding region runs from base 4 to 1812 and encodes 602 amino acids. NCBI's taxonomy places the organism in Eukaryota, Metazoa, Chordata, Actinopteri, Clupeiformes, Clupeidae. Gene Ontology annotation, molecular function: serine-type endopeptidase activity. The record is from RefSeq and is a predicted model, not a curated record.